This is a messenger RNA of Bemisia tabaci, 3956 nucleotides long. RefSeq lists its product as uncharacterized. NCBI's taxonomy places the organism in Eukaryota, Metazoa, Arthropoda, Insecta, Hemiptera, Aleyrodidae. The record is from RefSeq and is a predicted model, not a curated record.
AAAUUAUUUGUAAAUAAACAAAUGUGUAGGUACCAAAUUUUGCGACAAAAAUUGUAUUGCAUUUUCUUGUUCAAAUCUCUUAUUAAACAAAUGAAUUCUGUUCGUUGUUGAUUUCUAGAUAGUUUCCAGAUUAAACAGUGCUUUCAAGAAUAAGAAAUUCUUUUUCACCCAAGUUUUGUUUCUUUCUUUGAAGAACCCCAGCUACGAAACACCAAAGUAAAGGAAGUAUGUCCAAGUCACCAAGCAAAUCAUUCAGCGAAGAAACCAUAAAUCCUAUGCAUAUUCUUCAGCGAGUCAAUGAGCUUCUGCGGAACAAUGUCUUUAAAGGCACUUUUAGAGAGCGCAGAAAUAUUCCAUUUUUAAAUGGCCCUCGUGAUGUAAUCGUCAUCCAUCAAUCAGAGAAGGAAUUCUUGAAGAAAGCCAGGGUUGCCAUAAGAAUUUUAAAACCAUUAGAAAGGUAUAAGGACUCCUUCAUCGGAAUCACAGAAAAAGAAUGUGAAGGUUCUGGUGAAUCUGAAAUUUUGCUUUGGAUCCCACCUGCACACGAGCAGCCAUUUGGAGAUUAUUUAUUCUUUAUGCCAGGAAUCGUUGCCAACGAGGCGGAAGUUGGUGUUUCUGUGCUUUUUACCAGGAGACUCGAGGCCAAUGAACUUGAAAUUCCUGAUUACAACGAAGACGAACCACUUGCAGAAAUUUUGAAAAAAAGAAUUGCAGUGCUGUCCAGACAUUUCACUGAGUUUCUUCUAGAGGUUUUCACGUAUACAAAUUUUAAAUUAGCAGUGCAGUUCUUGAGUGCUUUAUUGUUGACAAUUUGUGUUACUUUAGGAAAUUUCACCUACUGUUUUGGCGAAUUUCUUCUCAAAUUCAUGCGUGAGGUAUCCAUUUUCACGGAAGCUGCAACUCCUAUCCUCUUUGGAUGCUUGCAUGUCAUUAAUAAUGCUGUGUAUGGUCUUUACACAUUAAUUUUAUGUCUUUUCAAAAGUAACUCGGCCCCAUUCAGAGCUCCGCCGCCUCCAGAUCAAAGUGCAACACUUCGGUGGAAAAAUGAGCGAAUGAAAGCAAUGCAGUAUAGGCGAUGAUGAUUUAACCUCAGGAUAAAGAAGGUUAAUUUGUAUCGUUCUGAUAAAGAUGAGAAAUCUGUGUCUGUUUGUUGGUUUCAAAUCGGGCUCUCCGGUGAUGGCCAUAUGUAGAUGCGGAAUGAUUGUCCUCCGUAAUUAUCUCCAUGAGGUGGUGGUGAACUUCUUGCUGCUUUUCUUGGCUGUGUUAUCCUCGAAAAUAUUUUUCGUAAUCAAAAUUUUCCUCCACCAACCUCGAGAUUGGUGGUAUUUUUUUUCCUGAAAUAUUACCCAGCUCCUUGAAAAUGACUCUUUACACAAGUUACUAGACUCCUGAGUUCAUGCCCUCCGAAUAUCUCUUCUAACUCAAGUCAGCUCCAAAAGAUGUGUUGUAAAAUUUAACCAAGUGAUGGUCAAUGAUGAUUUAGUUAUCAAUUCUCUCGUCACCAGUCUCUUAUCAAUUUCUCAGAACUUUUUUAGGGUUGCACUUUUGAUUCGUUUACAGAACAGAUUAAUGAAGGUUCCACCUACUCAUUUGAAUAAAUUAAAAGUUCCGUUUUUCAAAAAUACAGUUACCAUUUAAAUGUAACAACACUAAAAAAGAAUAAGUUGUAGCUCUCAAGGAAGUUAUAUCAAGAAGCGUAAUGGGGAAAGAGCAUUUUGAAUUGAUAAAAAUGCGCAGUAGAGCAGCAGAACAACCAAGGGUCUAAUCUAGAUAGCAACCUUGAGAAGGUCCUUUGCGUUGUCAAAAGUGAAUUACGCGCCAAUGAAUAAUCCUGCAAGGACCCAGAUCAUUCAUUCCUAAAAACUCAAUUAAAGUAAUCCUUGAAAUUCCAGUUCUAAUCAAGUGGAAAUUUUUUUUUUUUUUUUUUUUUUUUUUUUUUUUUUUUUUUAAGUCACUCUAUUUUGAGAACAUGGCAGUGUGAGCUGGACAAACCUUUAUCAUGCAUACAAGAGAGUAAAUUAAUUUUAAAGUAGUAGAGGGAAUGAUUGAAAAAGGAUACCAAACUGAAGUGCUGGUGAAACUUGUACCUAGGUACAUACAUUGAAUGAAGGGAUUAGCUUGAAGUUUCAUUCUCAAAGAUAAUAUCAGGAACUAUAGAGUAACGAAAGUAAAAAAGUUACACAAGGCUCAUAGAUUGAUAUGGAAAAAGACUUUGAAAUAAAUUCAGACUUAGCUAUAUUACUAAUGUGAUUAACACAAGGCAUUUGACUGCGUGCCAUCCUGUAUUGGUUGAAACUUUUCUUAUCAGAAUGUGAGUUUAACUUUUAUGAUGAUGCCCGCUACUAGAAGUGAAAAUAGACAAAUUGUGAGAAAAAGACUGAAAUCUGAAUUCCCCAAUUACACCGUUGAAAUACAAGAGGGACGACCAUAAUGUGUGGCACACCCAAAAUGAAAAGAAAGGGAGGGGAAGAAAAAACCAAUAUGAACCGGAAAUCAAAUGAAAUGAGAUUUCUCAGAACAAGGUAUUCCAUUGAUAAGAGGAAUAUUGAUGGUGAUAAUCUCAAAAAGAAAGAAAAAGGAAAUUCAAGAUAGGAAAAAAUUUUCAUACUGUUUCCUUCUUAACUCUGUUUGGUUUUAAAAAAAGGAGCUAUAAGUGGUAUAAGUUCCAGGACUGAGUUUGAAUGGGCCGUCUAAUUUCUAAAUAUCAUUUUUAAAGGUCCUUAUGCUUCCAGUAUUAAAAUUUCGCCAAAAUUCUUUACUUCAGAAAGCUAUAUUAAUUGAAGAUACAGUCCAUGGAGGAUUAGUCCAUGCACAUAUUUGUAUUAAAUAAGAAAAUGAAUGGCUGAGUCUCUUGUGCGGUCAUUUUAUUUUGGCUUAUACAUGUAUAUUUUAAAUGGUGCUUUUUAACUAUGAAACAAUUUAUGAUUGACAAUUUAUGUUUGAUUUAUCCUGCAUUUAUGAAGAGGAGGCAAAUUUUUUUUUCCCCACAUAUUUUCCUCAAAAAAUGUUUUCUCAUGAUUCGUAACUUACCUACCAAGUUGCGAAGUCUUACACCACACUUUUUGUCAGAGAACAGUUGAAAAAGUGCUAUGCACGGAAUACUGAUUCGAUUUUAAAAGCUCAUCAUGCUCGAAGGUCAAAAGUCACACCAUAUCAAACUACAUCGAAAUUCAGCCAGUGCUGAAUCCCUUGGUGUUACGUGCAUGGUCUUUUGUUCCGUGCAAUUUUAGAUCUAUUGUUACCCAUCUACUUAUUUGCUUUGCACAAAGCUUUCCUCAAUGUCUAAUCAGACAAAUGUGGGUGUUUGCUUCAGUUAAAUGAUUUGCCUCCCUUAAAGCUGCCUGACAAACGAAAAUAUACAACUGGACGUAUUUAUGCUGAAAGGAACCAUGUGGAAGUGAAAAGAUGGGGUGUACUAGUGGAAGCUGCAUAAGAAACAAUGUAAAAAUGGAUAUUGUUCUUUUUGAGAAAAUGGAAAGGGGGAUUUUCAAUUAAAUUAAAAGGAACUGAGUGCUAAAUCGUGAGCUGUGGGUGUGUGACAAGAGCGUCAUGGAUAGGGCUCAUGAGUUGAAGACUGGUCGCUUGUGUCGCGCCUCGUCCCGCCUGGUCUUCACCGUUGACAUCACUCGCGCUUUCAAAGUCCGAUUCAUUCUUAUGGCCCGAGCACAUCCCAUCUUUCCACUUGCACAUAGUUCCAUCUCACAUGAAUACGUCCAACUGACUAAUACAUGACAUCACCUAGUAUUAACAAAUUUCUUCAAACACAUUUGUCAGGGCAAGCCAACUCAAGACAUCCGUCCAUCCUUGUUUAGUAGGGGACUUUCUUUUUAACCCCUCUCAAUGAUAAAAGUUUUCUACUUGGAAUCUAUUAAUUAUUGUUUGUAUGUGCAUUCUUAUUAUUAUUUAGAUGUUCAAAUUAUUAUUUAUUGUUUAAUAAAAGCAUUUUUAUAACAAAA